Molecule: messenger RNA, 1192 nt
Organism: Phyllostomus discolor (pale spear-nosed bat)
Lineage: Eukaryota; Metazoa; Chordata; Mammalia; Chiroptera; Phyllostomidae
Gene: PLPPR5
Product: phospholipid phosphatase related 5
Exons: 6
Coding region: 96-1010 (304 amino acids)
Biological process (GO): signal transduction; phospholipid metabolic process; phospholipid dephosphorylation
Molecular function (GO): phosphatidate phosphatase activity
Source: RefSeq, a predicted model, not a curated record
ACCUCCUCGCCGCGGCCGCCCCCGCCCGCGCGCCCCCCGGCUCCUCGGCGACGGGAGGCUGCGUGCCCCCGCCGGCCGCCGCGCUCCCCAGCAGCAUGCUCUAUUUCCAGAUGGUGAUCAUGGCAGGGACGGUGAUGCUGGCGUACUACUUCGAGUACACGGACACGUUCGCCGUGAACGUGCAGGGCUUCUUCUGCCACGACAGCGCCUACCGCAAGCCCUACCCGGGCCCGGAGGACAGCAGCGCCGUGCCGCCCGCGCUCCUCUACUCCCUGGCCGCCGGCGUUCCCGUGCUCGUGAUAAUCGUUGGAGAGACGGCUGUGUUUUGCCUGCAACUGGCCACCAGGGAUUUUGAGAACCAGGAGAAAACUAUCUUAACCGGAGACUGUUGCUAUAUCAACCCACUGGUGCGGAGAACUGUGAGAUUCCUCGGAAUCUACACGUUCGGACUGUUCGCCACCGACAUCUUCGUGAACGCCGGGCAGGUGGUGACGGGGAACCUGGCCCCCCACUUCCUGGCGCUGUGCAAGCCCAACUACACGGCGCUGGGCUGCCAGCAGCUGACGCAGUUCAUCAGCGGGGCGGAGGCCUGCACGGGCAACCCCGACCUCAUCACCCGGGCCCGGAAGACCUUCCCCUCCAAGGAGGCGGCCCUCAGCGUCUACGCGGCCAUGUACCUGACGAUGUACAUCACCAGCACGAUCAAAGCCAAGGGGACGAGACUUGCGAAGCCGGUCCUGUGCUUGGGCUUGAUGUGCUUGGCCUUCCUCACUGGCCUCAACAGGGUGGCGGAGUACCGGAACCACUGGUCGGACGUGAUCGCGGGCUUCCUGGUGGGCAUCUCCAUAGCCGUGUUCCUGGUCGUGUGCGUGGUCAAUAACUUCAAAGGGAGGCAGCCUGAGCCACACCUGCACGUGGACGGCCUGGCUCACACGCCGAUGGUCAGCAUUCCUCGAGUGGAAAGUCCCUUGGAAAAGAACCACCUCGCCGCCUUCGCGGAGGUCACAUGAUGCGGAAGCCGCCGGGCCCUCUCUGCACUGGGCGUCCUCCCUGUUCACCGUCCACUCGUAGCCCCCGAAGCUUGUUGGUUGCGGAAGGAGUUUCUCAAGUUGUCUGAUAGUUUUUAUAAUUUCCAACCAGUGUCGAUGUGUCUGCCCCCCCCCCCCCCACUAGACUGUGAGCUCCUCCAAGG